AUGCUCUCUCACGCCGACCUCCUGGAUGCUCGGCUCGGUGAGUUAUCAUCACUAAACUCCGGCCCUAAACUCCAGUGGAUGAAGGAUGCUGCAGAGUUACUCGGACACCGAGAGGCUCUCAAGUGCCGGCUGGGUGGUGGGGUGCCAGACCAGGGGCAUCCAGGAGACAUGGCCCCUGGUUCUGACUCUGUAGAGGGAACCACUCUCCUGCCCGGAGAAGACAUCGCCACUGUGGGAUCCAACUCUGCCGGCAUGCCGGUGAACGGGAAGGAGCAGGAGAAGCAGCAGCAGCAACCGCAGCAGAGCUCCAGUCAGUCCGCCAGCCAACAGAAACAGAAGCGGCACAGGACGCGCUUUACCCCGGCGCAGCUCAAUGAGCUGGAGCGCAGUUUCGCCAAAACCCACUACCCCGACAUCUUCAUGAGGGAAGAACUGGCGCUGAGGAUCGGCCUCACCGAGUCUAGAGUCCAGGUUUGGUUUCAGAACAGACGCGCUAAGUGGAAGAAAAGGAAGAAGACCACCAAUGUUUUCCGCUCCCCGGGGACGCUGCUCCCAACACCGGGCCUGCCACAGUUCUCUGCCGCGGCCGCCAUGGAGAACAGCCUGUGCUCCUUCCACGCCAACGACUCUCGCUGGGCCACAGGGAUGCCGGGGGUCUCCCAGCUGCAGCUCCCGUCGGCCCUGGGUCGCCAGCCGGGCAUGCCACAGUCCCUGUCACAGUGCAGUCUGGGCCCCGGCCCACCACCAAACUCCAUGGGUCUCUCCAACGGCCUUUCCUCCAACGGCUCCGGUCUGCAGUCCCACCUCUACCAGUCGCAUUUCCCCGGAAUGUCGGCCUCUCUAUCCGGCCCCACGAACGUAUCGGGCUCCCCGCAGCUGUGUAGUUCCCCGGACAGUGACAUGUGGAGAGGGACAAGCAUCGCGUCACUGCGGCGCAAAGCGCUGGAGCACACAGUGUCCAUGAGUUUCACUUAGUGACUUUUCAAAAACACCCCCACCGCACUACUCUGC
Perca flavescens (yellow perch) is the source of this 1011-nucleotide messenger RNA. Its product is annotated as homeobox protein orthopedia B. Gene Ontology annotation, biological process: regulation of DNA-templated transcription; neuron differentiation. The transcript has 3 exons. The record is from RefSeq and is a predicted model, not a curated record. Gene Ontology annotation, molecular function: DNA-binding transcription factor activity, RNA polymerase II-specific; DNA binding. The coding region runs from base 1 to 975 and encodes 324 amino acids. Lineage: Eukaryota; Metazoa; Chordata; Actinopteri; Perciformes; Percidae.